Molecule: messenger RNA, 2036 nt
Organism: Helianthus annuus (common sunflower)
Lineage: Eukaryota; Viridiplantae; Streptophyta; Magnoliopsida; Asterales; Asteraceae
Exons: 5
Coding region: 1454-1828 (124 amino acids)
Source: RefSeq, a predicted model, not a curated record
CCUCUCCACUUUCAUUCGCAAUAUCAGCUUACUUAGUAGAUUUACACCUACUUUUAGACUUAGAAUUUAACUUCUUUAUUUGUAAAGUGUUUUCCUAUACUGGCUUGGAACAAUUGGACUGGUAAUAGUUGGACUCGCAAUCUCCACAAUCGUUUCAUCUGUGUAUCAAAAAAAGUAGCAAUGAUUUAUACCACCCACCCCACAACGUAAAAAACGAAUUAUUUAAUUAACCAACAAAGCAACACAUUUUUUUGUUACCUUCACCUGUUGAAUCAUCAACACGUAUAUUACCUGUCUCCAAGUUCAAUGCCGCUAAAACAUGAUUAAUCACUUCUGUUUCCUUUUCACCCCCUUUUCUGCAUCAUUUAACCACGAUGGCUUUACAUUUAGCUGGCUCUGAUAUUUAGCUCUUAACGUCUGCACAUCUACAUCUUAUGGGCUCUCACUACACAAAAGUCCAUACAUGGCUUCUAUUUUUCUUUUUGUUCUCUCCGCAACAUCUAUUAGGUUAUGAACCACCAUUGCCCUCUCCUGUUUUUUCACAUAACGUCAACAAUGUUAAAAACUCACCCGAUACAUAUACAUUCAUAAGUAUUGUUCAAUGCUCUUAGAUAUUAUCCUUACAAACCUGUACUGUUGGUUCAUCAUCCAUCUUGUCUUUACAUACUGUCAAAGAUUUUAACUUUCCAGACCCAAAACAAUAUUUUUAGCAUGAAAACUUAGUGUACUCAUGCACAUACCUCUCCACUUUCAUUCGCAAUAUCAGCUGACUUAGUAGAUUUACACCUACUUUUAGACUUAGAAUUUAACUUCCCUUAUUUGUAAAGUGUUUUCCUAUACUGGCUUGGAACAAUUGAACUGGAAAUAGUUGGACUCGUAAUCUCCACAACCGUUUCAUCUGUGUAUCAAAAAAAAAGUAGCAAUGAUUUAUACCACCCACCCCACAACGUAAAAAAACGAACUAUUUAAUUAACCAACAAAGCAACACGUUUUUUUUUUGUUACUUUCACCUGUUGAAUCAUCAACACGUAUAUUACCUGUCUCCAAGUUCAACGCCGCUAAAACAUGAUUAAUCACUUAUGUUUCCUUUUCACCCCCCCUUUUCUGCAUCAUUUAACCACGAUGGCUUUACAUUUAGUAGGCUCUGAUAUUUAGCUCUUAACGUCUGCACAUCUACAUCUUCUGGGCUCUCACUAUACAAACGUCCCAACAUGGCUUCUAUUUUUCGUUUUUUUCUCUCCGCAACAUCUAUUAGGUUAUGAACCACCAUUGCCCUCUCCUGUUUUUUCACAUAACGUCAACAAUGUUAAAAACUCACCGAUACGUGUACAUACGAGUACACUUUGUUUUCGUGCCAAUUUUUUUUUUUGAAAUGGUGUAACAUAUGUAAAUGCAUCUGUAUGUGUAGGCGUCUUUGGUGCAGGAAAAAGAAUAUGUAGUAAGUGACACGACAAUGGAAUCAACCGUCGGGGACAAGGGAUGUAAUGAGGUCCAACGGAAUGAGACUAUUGAUGUUGAAUUUGAGAAGACGAUAGAGAAUGAUGACAGAAUGAGGAGAGAUUUAAUUGUGGAAUUUGAAAACAUAGUGUCAGAUGGCCGUGAACUUCAUGCUGGUGUUGACGGCGAUAUAACAUUAUUGGCGAGCCAUGAUUUGGGAUGCACAAUGGAAGAAACAAAAAAGACGGUGGAGUGUGAUCAGGCAGUGAUCACAGAACUUCACGACAUUGAAUUUGGGAAAGGCGAAGAAGAUGGUAAUGAUGCUAAUGUUCAUGAUGAUAUUGCAUCAAUGACAAAGACCAAAAUCGAUAUUGGUACGAAGGGUGAUUAGGAGAAGCGGGAAGACAGUGAUAAGGCGGCGACCACAGAAGUUCCGGUGAUUGCUGCACCUGAUACUUAUGGUGAAAGGGGCGCACAGAUAACGGACACCACAGAUUUUGGCACGAAAGUUGAUGAGGAGAAGCGGGAAGACAGUGAUAAGGCGGUGACCACAGAAGUUCCGGUGAUUGCUGCGACAGAUACUGAUGGUGAAAGGGGCG